Messenger RNA from Rubroshorea leprosula, 720 nucleotides. Lineage: Eukaryota; Viridiplantae; Streptophyta; Magnoliopsida; Malvales; Dipterocarpaceae. The record is from the annotation of a GenBank genome assembly.
AAAUAGGCAGGUGUUAGACAUGGAAUAUCAAAGCAGAGCUCGCAAGACUAGCAAGAAUGCGAAUGCAAGCAGAUAAUGGCAAACCUUAGAAGAAAUUCAUACUCCAACGAGAACCCAUUUCAGACUCAAACCACGUCUUCACUCUCAUCUUUUACCCAUUUCUUGAAGAAGCCCCAAGCCUUCCCUUUCUUACUCUUAAGGCUUCUUUUGUUGACAUUGCUUUUCCUCAAAUUGCAGCCAUCUUCUCCUUCUCAUGGUUUCCUGAGAAACCAUGAGAAAUGGAGCCAAGACGAUGAUCGUAAGGCUAAUCUUGCUAGAUUCAAAGUUGGGUUCCCUUAUUCCAUUACCAAGGACAAGUGUGGGUGGUUACUUAAUCCCAUAACUCUUGUGCUUAAUUCUGGUGUUAAAGACGUGAGUGAGAGUGAGGGCGGAGGGAAGGCAUCUGGAGCAUUUAGCAAUGCGGUGCCGAUGGUGCUGAAGGAGAACUUGGGUCCAUUGAGCAACAAGGAAGUUGUGAUGAUGGCUAAGAAGGUUUUACAGGCAUAAUGGUUCGAGUAGCAUCCUUACUUGUAUUGCAAUGAUGAGAAUGUUGAUGCUACCUUCUUGUGGUAGCCUAAAUGUUAGCUUUUAUCCCAAGUUUAAAUAUUUUCCCUUUGGGAUUCAUUAAUCCAUGGUUUCAAUUUGCAAGGUCGUGUGUUGGAAUAAUAAGUGAUUUUUUAA